This is a messenger RNA of Aspergillus eucalypticola CBS 122712, 580 nucleotides long. RefSeq lists its product as uncharacterized. The record is from RefSeq and is a predicted model, not a curated record. Bases 80 to 475 code for a protein of 131 amino acids. NCBI's taxonomy places the organism in Eukaryota, Fungi, Ascomycota, Eurotiomycetes, Eurotiales, Aspergillaceae. The transcript has 2 exons.
AUCCCCCGAACUAAUCCUCGCCGCCCUUCUCCACGACAUCGGCCAGAUAAUCCCCCUCUCAUCCACGAAGGAAGUCCGGAUGAACCUGAAACCCAAUAGCGAUAACAAGAAUACCGAGAAUGUCGGCCGCAUGGGCCACGAGACUAUCGGAGCGGAAUACCUUCGUUCACUGGGUUUCAGUGAGAAGGUUUGUCGGUUAGUCGAGAGUCAUGUUCCUGCGAAGCGUUACCUCACCGCCACAAACAAAACAUACUACGAGACAUUAUCAUCCGCAUCGAAGAAAUCACUCGAGUUCCAAGGCGGGCCAUUCAAGGGCGCAGAGUUGGAGGCCUUCGAGAGGGAUCCGUUGCGCGAUGAGAUGGUCAAGUUGAGGCUUUGGGAUGAUGCGGCGAAGGUGCAGGGGAUUGAGGAGAGUACGCCGAGGGCGGGGGAAUAUCGGGAUUUGAUUCGGGUGCAUUUGGAGGGGGUUUGUUAAGGUAGAUGCUCAACAUUUUGAUGACUUAUGGUAUGGAAGGAUUGUUAGGGCUGGGAUGAAAGGUAUAGUGUAUAAUGUCGAUGACGACAGUGACAAGUAUCUGGG